Messenger RNA from Paramecium octaurelia, 264 nucleotides. Lineage: Eukaryota; Ciliophora; Oligohymenophorea; Peniculida; Parameciidae. The record is from the annotation of a GenBank genome assembly.
AUGUAGAGCUAUGGCUCCCACAUAGAUUACUCAGAUGAUUCAAGUUAAGUGACUGGAAUUCAGUCCUAUAUAACUUAGAAUUUUUAUAUUUAAAUUAAAUUACUGAAUUACUCAAACAUGAAAAUUUGUGUUGAAAUGACAAUUAUGGCAUGGUCAGAUUUGUUAUUUGAUACUACUCCAUUCUAUAUAUUUGAUUAAUAAGCUCUUGAAUUCAUAAUUACUAAAUUUAUCAAAAAAAGAAGAAAAGUAAGUACUUAACUUUGA